AUGUCGAAUCUUGAAACGGAGCCACUUCAAGGUCUGACAGACCGUACGAAAGAAGUAAGCCGUUCCAUUACUUACCAAAAUUGUUCCUGUCUCACAUUUGUGUUUUCGGACUUUUCGGUAAUUCGAAUGUAUUAA
Molecule: messenger RNA, 135 nt
Organism: Haemonchus placei
Lineage: Eukaryota; Metazoa; Nematoda; Chromadorea; Rhabditida; Trichostrongylidae
Source: the annotation of a GenBank genome assembly